Molecule: messenger RNA, 2567 nt
Organism: Herpailurus yagouaroundi (jaguarundi)
Lineage: Eukaryota; Metazoa; Chordata; Mammalia; Carnivora; Felidae
Gene: DAZAP1
Product: DAZ associated protein 1
Exons: 12
Coding region: 564-1784 (406 amino acids)
Biological process (GO): regulation of translation
Cellular component (GO): cytoplasm
Molecular function (GO): mRNA binding
Source: RefSeq, a predicted model, not a curated record
GGGGCCUGUGGGUCUUGGAGAUACGUGUGAGCUCUGCCCCAGUAAGGGCUGGAGUAGCUGUAGCACGCUGGCCUGUCCUGGGACGUGCCCCAGUGCCUCAGUUUCCAGGCCUGGCCAGCCCGGGGGCAUUGGGAACGGUGGACACCACCCUGUGGCCUGUUGGCGUUCUAGACCCUGCUAGAGGUGGGGUGUGCAGAAGAGGCAGGUAGGUGAUAGUGCGAUUCCUCUUGAAGGUUCCAGCCUGGGCUGCCUUGGGGCAGGAAGUAUGGGCCAGGGUUUCAGUACUGAGUGAUCUGUGGGUCCUUGCUCACGACCAUGUGGACAAUACCUGAGGCUGUAACCUAGAGCCCCCAGCCCUGCUGCCGCUCUGGUUUGUUGAGUGUGCUUUCAGACCCGACUUCUAACUCCACAGUAUCUGCAAGAGCAGUGGGGAAGUGUGCCCCGUAACCGCACCCCAGAUCCUCUGCGGUUUGGGGGCUCCUGUUGGUGCAUUUUGCAAGGUCUCGUUUUCUCACCGGUUUGGUCAGUGACGGUGUGUGGCUCUGGACGUGUCGUCUUUGCUUAUGCGUCGUGACCCUCGCUCCCCGUCGUCUUGGAAGCUCUUCGUGGGCGGUCUUGACUGGAGCACCACCCAAGAGACUCUACGCAGCUACUUUUCCCAAUAUGGAGAAGUUGUAGACUGUGUGAUCAUGAAAGAUAAAACCACCAACCAGUCUCGAGGCUUUGGGUUUGUCAAAUUUAAAGACCCAAACUGUGUGGGGACGGUGCUGGCCAGCAGACCACACACACUGGACGGCCGAAACAUCGACCCAAAGCCAUGCACACCUCGGGGGAUGCAGCCGGAGAGGACACGGCCGAAGGAAGGAUGGAAAGGACCCAGGAGCGAUAACAGUAAAUCAAAUAAGAUAUUUGUCGGUGGGAUCCCUCACAAUUGCGGUGAGACAGAGCUCAGGGAAUACUUCAAGAAAUUCGGAGUGGUCACAGAAGUGGUCAUGAUCUACGACGCAGAGAAACAGAGGCCUCGAGGUUUUGGAUUUAUUACUUUCGAGGACGAACAAUCAGUGGACCAGGCUGUCAACAUGCAUUUUCACGACAUCAUGGGCAAAAAAGUGGAAGUUAAACGGGCCGAGCCACGUGACAGCAAAAGCCAAGCGCCGGGACAGCCAGGUGCCAGCCAGUGGGGCAGCCGGGUCGUGCCCAGUGCUGCUAAUGGCUGGGCAGGCCAGCCCCCACCCACGUGGCAGCAAGGAUACGGCCCACAAGGAAUGUGGGUACCAGCCGGACAGGCAAUCGGUGGCUAUGGACCGCCCCCUGCGGGAAGAGGAGCCCCCCCACCGCCGCCACCGUUCACCUCUUACAUUGUGUCCACCCCUCCCGGAGGCUUCCCCCCUCCUCAGGGCUUCCCACAGGGCUACGGUGCCCCUCCACAGUUCAGCUUUGGCUACGGGCCGCCGCCUCCACCGCCGGAUCAGUUUGCCCCGCCUGGGGUCCCUCCUCCACCUGCUACUCCAGGGGCAGCACCUCUGGCCUUCCCACCGCCUCCGUCUCAGGCCGCCCCCGACAUGAGCAAGCCCCCGACGGCCCAGCCAGACUUCCCCUACAGCCAGUACGGUUACGGACAGGACUUGGCCGGCUUCGGACAGGGCUUCUCAGAUCCCAGCCAGCAGCCCCCCUCGUAUGGGGGCCCCUCAGUGCCGGGCUCGGGGGGCCCCCCCGCCGGCGGAAGUGGCUUUGGACGAGGUCAGAACCACAACGUGCAAGGAUUCCACCCGUACCGACGCUAGCUGGCCGGCGCCGUGUGGACGUCAGGGCGGCCGAGACCCAGGAUUUAAAACUUGUGAACUCGUGACAAUCACAAACUUGGCAGAAAAAUAGCGGCUCACCGUUGGGGGGAGGGGGGCGAGAGGCUUUUGGAGGCGGCUGUGGGUGUCUGGACUGAAGUUUUUAAACAUAUUUCUUUCUCUAACCCAUCAGCACAAUAAAAAAAAGUCACUGGUUCAACAACAGGGUUUAAAAAAAAUGUCUUCAGCUUUAAUUCAAAACUUCAGGUUUCUUUUUCUUCCUUUUUUUUGAAAUUAUUUUCCUGAGCCUUUUGUUUUACCGUAUAUUGUAAACUUUUAUGUUAAAGAAAAAAUAUACAUUUACAAAUUGUGAGAUUUUUAAGAGAAAUUUUCUACGAUGUAUACUGGCUUAUUUUUUAAUUUAAAGCAGGGUUUCCGUCGGCACUGGUGGCAGUGAGGGGCGUUUCAGUGCCUCACUCCUGGCUUUGAGGGUCGGGGCUUGUUGGUCCAGAAACUCUGGGAGCUUACAGAAAAAGUCUACUGAGCGUGUUUUGUUUUUUGUUUAUUCCUUGCUUUUGUCGACUGACCUGCCUGGCAGCGCCCGCAGGUGCGCCGUGGGGGCCGCGCCCGCCCAGCCUCUGCCGGCGCCGCCCCGCGUCCGCCCCGGCAGCAAGGACAAGGAGGCCUUGUCAGCCGCUCUCCCGCGCACGUGGUUUCAGGGCAGGGCGUCCCCACCGACCAGUUUGGCCCUGGUUUGAAUAAAGAGAAGUGCGUUUGGAUUAGAAA